AUGCAGUAUUUGGGACAUGGCGAGCUGCUGAGUACAGUUGCGGUCUUCCGCAUGCUGCGCUUGGUGAGGAUCCUGCGCGUGACCCGGGUGUUGAGGCGAACCGGGGGCUUUCGGGAGCUGCAGAAAUUGAUACGCAUGCUGUCGACGUGCUUGAAGACAUUGUUUUGGUCCUUCGUAUUCUGCUUUGUGAUGAUGACUGUCUGGGCCCUCUUGAUUGUAGAGCUGGUCGACCCUCUGAUGGAAAUCGUUGAUCGAGAAACUGGAGCAUUCAGCGAUUGCCCGCACUGUUUGAAGGCAACAUCUUCGGUGAUGCGCGCGAAUGUGCUGUUGUUCAAGACCGUCAUCGCUGGGGACAGUUGGGGACAGAUAGCUGUGCCCCUGAUUGAAGCAUAUCCGCUGACGGCCAUCAUUUUUAUGGGAUCGCUGCUGACGCUGGUCUUUGGAGUCAUGAACCUAAUCGUGGCGGUGGUCGUGGAUACCUUUGCAGAGGCACGCCAGCGUGACGUACUGAAUUUGGCAGAGGAGAUGGAAAACAACAUGAGCAUUGACCGGGAGCGGCUGGAGCGGAUUUUCAAGCGAAUUGACACCGACGGCAGCGGCAUGGUGACCUUUGACGAGCUGCUCGAGGGGGCGCGAAGGGACCCAGAGUUUCAGAGCCGCCUUCGGGUGAUGGACAUUGACGAGGCAGACUUGGAGCAACUGUUUGAGAUGAUCGAUGUGAACGGAGAGGGUGAGAUCGCAGCUGCAGAGUUUAUAACGCCACUGACAAGGUGGGUCAGCGACUCUAAGACUGCGCCGCGCUUCAUCAAGUACAAUAUGCUCCGGUCGCUGGGUCAGCAGGAGGAACUCUACAGCCUCUCCCGACGGUGUUUCGAAGUCCUGGAAAACCGCAUGGAAGCCCUGACGUCCAUGCUGGGCGGCGAUGAUUCUAUUGGGGCCCCGAUUUUGCUUCCCAGCUCCGAAGCGCAACCGCUCAUCCAGGCCACGGCCGUGGGGACGACAGAGCUCGAGCAGAUCGCAGCGUCGGAUCUACACCCGCAGUCUGAGGUUGAGGAUUGCGUAGAGCAGCCGCAUUCAUCGCAGCAAACUACCCUGCAACCAUUGAAGGAGGUCGCCGAGGAUGCCAUCAAGGCUGCCAUGGAGAGUUUGGAAAUCCAGGUCCUGAAUGCCACCGAAGCAGCAUUGAAGCGGUCGCGAGCCGCAAUUGAGAGGACCAUACAGGAGAACCUGGCUGCCUGGGCUUACCUCCCCAGAGAAGGUUCCAAAGCACCGGCCAGCCCGACUCGCGAAUCCAGACCCUCCCUGCAGCUCAUGCUGGGGGACAACCUCUUUGAGAGGCGACGAAGAACCAGCGUGCAUCAGUCCCCCACUGCCCCCACCGAUCGAGAAAGCCGCAGGCCACCGGCAGGCGACUUCAACCCUCCUGGAACUGGGGUUCAGGCAUCGCCUGUAAUCGAGAGGCCCAGGCGGAGGAGUCGCAUGACGUCGGGUACCUUCAACACUCCUGGCGCUGGAGAUCCCGCGAGGGCUCUGCCUCACUGGAGGCAACCCAGCAUGGAUGGCAUUGGAAGCAAUGAGAUUGGUUCCUGGUACAGGGGCAGCCCGCCAGGAAGUCCAAAGGCGACGCCGAAGGGUACUCCUAGCUCUACAAGCAAGAGUCCCCAGGCCUUGCGGGAUGGACGGCUGCAAGGCUUGCGGGAUGAGAAGCUGCAAGGCUGGACAUCCCAGCCGGACGAGUCCACUUCAAAACAGGACAAGCCAUUCCGGCGAUUGUCCAGCGCGGGAGCCCGCUUUUAA
This is a messenger RNA of Symbiodinium pilosum, 1797 nucleotides long. The record is from the annotation of a GenBank genome assembly. Lineage: Eukaryota; Dinophyceae; Suessiales; Symbiodiniaceae.